Messenger RNA from Rhipicephalus sanguineus (brown dog tick), 8762 nucleotides. RefSeq lists its product as uncharacterized. The coding region runs from base 1 to 6882 and encodes 2293 amino acids. The transcript has 10 exons. The record is from RefSeq and is a predicted model, not a curated record. NCBI's taxonomy places the organism in Eukaryota, Metazoa, Arthropoda, Arachnida, Ixodida, Ixodidae.
AUGGUGGCCGCGGUUUCUCGCCAAGGAACGAACCGCGAGUUCGCGGAAGGCCGAGAGGGGUCGGCGCCGUCUCCCGCUGUGUUCGGGAGCGUUCAGGACGGUCGAGCCGUCUGCGGUGGCGCCAUGCAGAGCCGCGGCGGUCUGGUUUUCGAGCUCCGGGAAUUCCGGUCAAAACACGGACUGGGUCUGAGGCGCUGGCCGCGCUGUUUGAGGGCAUCUGCCGGCGACGGGGACGCACUGCAGAACACCCCCUGUGGUCGCGUUCGCGCCGAGUCACGGGCGAUGGCCUGCUUGCUGGCCGACCUUGUCGCCGAGGAGUGGAAUGUAGUGCCAGAAAGGUACCCGGCGAACUUCCAGCGGUUGUCGCGGGGUGCACGGAAGAGACGUCGACGCAAGCCCAAGGUACGGCCCACUUCAUUGGAGAUCGGGGAAGCCCUCUUGGAAAAGCAAGCAGUCCACGUUUCAGACGUCUCUGUGUCCCACUCGGCUGGGGAGGAAAAGCCCAUCAUCGCAGUUGGCGAACACGGACUCGCUGUCGAAUGUGGCCCCGUGAAAGGUCCAGCUGUUAAAACUGCAACCACCAAUGCCGUAGUGUCGCCUCAGCAAGCCAAGGAGAAGCUGCCAGAGCCCACUGAAGACUGUGCCAUGCCAGAUGAUUACACCGAACCUGCCAUCCCCCAAACACAGGACAAACGGUGCCAGCCUCGCACAGAGAAGCCAGAUUUUCGGACAGUGACGCCAGUGACAAAAAUCGGUUCCAGCUUUGAAGAGUUGCGCAAUUACAAGAUCCCCAAGAUAAAACGACCGGUGCCGCCAACAAAGGAACAUGGCAGUCGCGUUUCCAGAACGUACCCCGUUUCACCAGUGAGCAAGAAACGACGUGAAAAACAAGAUGAACAUCGAGAAGAACUUAGUAGUUCUCCGAGUAGUAGCCCCGCUGUCAGCACGUCAUCAAGCAAUGUUCUAUUGGACAAAAUAAUCGAGGACAUGAACAAGGCAUACCCAAAGGUCUCUGGGUGUUACGUUUCCUGUCGCGACAGCUGCCCCCACCGAAAUCAAGUUCACGAGUUUCCCAAGAGCCCUGCCAAGUGCCCACUUGAAGAUAACCAGGAGCUAUCAAAGUCAGCUAUCCUCGAUUGCGCACCAGUGAGCAACCACAUCGGACAGAAGCACCAAAUGAAGGUUUGCACUGUGUGCAAACGCAAAAACGUUUCCGAAGGGUUAGGUCAAGACACCUGCAUCAGGUGCUCUCUUUAUGAGCAGAUUAACAAGGAACAGGCUGCAGUGAAAGAGCACGGGAGCAAGGAAAGGCAGGCUGUACGCAAACCAGAUGUGCCAGCCAAAGUACAGGCACGUCGGAGCUCGUCAGAUGUUGAGAACAAAGAGCUGGUCACCAGAACUCCAACCAGUCCCAGGUCCAGAUCCAAGUCUAAAUCCAGGACUAGCAACACAGAUAAUGUGAGCACUGCAUCGCCCCAGGCAAAUGAGCACAAUAAUGUUCUCAGAAAGAGAAGACGCAAGACCUAUCUCACAAAGCAAAUCAUCUCGUCUAGCGACGAUUCAUGCACCAGUGAGGAUGAUAUCUGUGCUGCGGCUGCGAGUGCCGUGCCUGCGUCUCAGGAUGGCGCGAAUUCAUUGCAGUAUCGGCAGCCAAGGCCGCAACGCAAAUGCAGAGCCCUCAGUGAGAGCCCGCAGAAUGUUACGGAAGAACCAGCCCAGAAGGAUGACAGUCAGGAUCCUGAGGAGCCUCUGACCACUGGUCCCAAAGAUAGCAAAGCCAAAUCGAAGUUUCGGCGAGUGCAAGGUAUCAAACCCAAACCGAAGUGUCGGCGAAUGCAAGGUAAAGGCAGUAACGACGAGAAGCUGAGGCGGAAGGUGAUGAGAGAAGCAUGGAAAAAAGCAAAGGACACAGAGGACUAUUUGAGAGCGUUAGGUGAGAUGGAGAAGAGCAUAAAGGCAACGAAGACUCUUCGAAAAGAAAACGUAGCCGAGAAGAGUGAAGAGCAUAAAAAUAUUGGAAGCAUAAACAAUGGCCAUACUUAUGCAAAAUCUGUGCCUGAAGAGCACGAACAACAAUUUAAAAGUGUAAAAGGUGACCGUACUGAUGCAAAUCGUACAGUUGGAGGGCACGAACAGCUUGAAAGCGUAAAAUGUGAACGUCCUGAUGCAAAUCCUACAGUUGAAGGGCACGAACAGCUUGAAAGCCUAAAAUGUGAACGUCCUGAUGCAAAUCCUACAGUUGAAGGGCACGAACAGCUUGAAAGCGUAAAAUGUGAACGUCCUGAUGCAAAUCCUGAAGUUGCAGAGCAUGAAGAGCUUCAGAACGUAAAAUGUGAACAUGCUGAUGCAAAACCUGCAUCUGAGGAGCAGUGUGGUGAAGUUGCCAUUGAUAUUGGCGGACUUGCUUCAGAUUCUUUAGUCUUAGCAAAUAGUCCACCAUUAGUGGUUGCGUCAUGCUGUAGUCUGAGCUUGACGGACUGGGAAGGUAUGCAAAACGAAUCCAUGGACGGCGUCACCUCUGAGGCGGUUAGUGGCGAAGUUAACAAAGUUGCAUCUGCUUGCACCUUGCCAAGUGAUGGAGCUCUGUCAGACAGCCAUGCAUCAACAAGCUCCGAAAAGUGUGCCGGAAAGGCAGUUUUACCUUCUGCCAUGGUCAUUGACCUUUCUGACGACACAUUGAAUGGGAAGCAUAUUGAUGCAGUGAUGAAGUGCCUUGUAAAACUGCCAUACCUGCUAUCUUUUGAGGACGAUGGUGCCAUGUCUGUCACUAUUAGAGAUGGUGUAAGUGGCGAUGGUGGUCGAGAAGAAGGUUUCUCUGCUAAGGAAUCGGGUGAGCUGGUGCAGCAGCCUCAGGAAGUUCGGCCUCCCUCUUCUAGUGAUCCGGACAACAUGGCUGCUUUUACAGCAAGCUUGCAGGAGGGUGAUUUCACUCUUUAUCCAGGGAAGGUGGUUGGGAAAUCUCAUCUUGAUGGUAAAGUUGCACCGACAGACACAGACACGAGAAAAGGUGGAACGAAGAUACUUGCUGAGAAACCUGGUUCAUCUAAGCCAGAGGAACCUGCUGCGUUUUCUGCUUCUUCUGUGCUGCCACCCUCACCUUGUGGCAACAGUAGCAGGCACAUCUCGGUAGAUACAUCUGCCGCAAGCGAACGAGGUGCAGUCCAUUGCAAUUUUGACGCACAUGUGUUGUAUCGUGCAGACACAGUCUGCAGCAGCAAUAAGGACAGCUCCCCAGUGAUUCCUGCAGAAUCUGGUGCCCCUCUAACACAGCCGUCAUUGUGUGCCACAGAGGACGUAACGGAGGCGCAUGUGAAUAUUUCUUAUGCAGCACAGGGAGCCAGUUGUAGUGGCAGUGUGUCAUCCCUAGGGGUUUCAGCCUUGUCAAUAGGUCAACGAAUGCUUUCCGAGGCUGCGGAUAUCAAAUCUUUGGGCAUGGAUGGCACUACGUAUGGCACUGUGAAUGGCUCUCUCCCAAGCUCCAUAGACUCUGCUUCGCCCGCAAACCAAGCAGUGUCUGCCACACCUAUGAACAUGAACACAGCCAACACGAAAAGCUCUUGCACAGCCAAGCACAACGUUGAGAAAGGCUGUCUACCAAAUAAUGGUGUCGCUCCUUCAGGCACUGACCAUUUGCUCCUGCUUGCUAUAGAAAGCAUGGGGAUGUCUUGCAGAAGACGUUUUACGGCCAAAGACAAUGUUCGGAGUAGCUAUCUCCAGCAUGAAGAGCACUCUGCUUCAAGAAUGGCUCAAUCACAGUUGCACUCAUCGCACUUGCAUUCAUCUCGUGUGCACUCCACUCAUGCAAAUGGUCACAGUUCGAGGAACGUUCUGCCACAAAGUUCUUGGGACUCUUCUGGACGUACAGCCAGGUUGGUGUGGCCUUCGGCAGAAGAUGUGGGUACUUCAGAUAGCCCUGCUUGCUUUGACACAGUCUCUCUCGUCGACGCUGUCUUCGGAACACCGAAAGCUUCCAUUGGCACUAUUGACCGAGGCUGUGCUGGCCGAGGAGGCAGGCUGUACCAGAUGCUGGAAGAGUACGUCCAAAAUGUAGAGAGAUUUCUUGCUGCCCUCCAUCAAUGCACACCUGGCUAUCGUGAUAGAUUGGUCAGCACUCUUUUGCCAGAGGGCAUCGUAGGGUUGAAGAGAAUCGUGCAGCUGGUGUGGAGAAUGGAGGCUGAAUUGCAGUGCCUAGGAAGGGACAGAGUGUCAGACCUAGACAAAGGCGUGUUCUCGCUGCUCAUGGAACAUACGGGGAACCUCUCGAAGACGACAGCAGAGCAGGACCUACCAACCUUCAUGUCGUUUCAGGUGCACAUUGAGCCUCAACUGCAGACUCUUGCCGAUCCACUGUGCCAGGAAGUGGCAGAUGACGGGCAGCAUACUAACUGCAGUGAAGUACUCGAGCACCACACCGAGUUGAACUGUGCAGCAGAUGUGGCUUCGGAGGCAGUUAGCCGGCUUGGGGGAGCAAAGGCACCGACAGUUUCUGUCCCUUUUGUGGAUCGUGCUGUGACAAAAACUGCGGACAACGCUGAAGUUCUGAUUACUGACGAUCCUGAUGAGGAGGGGCAGAUGGCCGAUGCGCCGGCAGCAAGUUGCCAGAGGGCGGUUACCGGGGUGCAAACAAACGGCGUGCAAGGACUCGGCAUCAUCACAGCGGUGUGGUGGCCACCGGAUUCUCUGUCGGAAAAAGGUGAAAUGGCUGGCCAGCCGAAGUCGCCACAAGCAACGACAGUUGACGGGGCAGUUCGAGGCACAGCACAUACAACAGCUACUGUUGAUGCCUCUCGCCUCGAGCAAGGACAGCAGAGCACGGGGAUGUCUUGGCCGCCACGUGCUGCCGCAGGAAUUCUCCAGAACGGUGUUCUUUAUGACGCCAGCUUGAUGGCUAAGCCGAAGAAUCUGGAUGCUGUUUCUAGUGCCAAGGUCUUCCAGGGUGCCAGUGCAAAGGAGGCCACCACAGUACAAACAGAUGCAGCGGUUGCAGUUGCAGCAACUUCCAUCCACAGCUCUGACAGGCACAGACUGCCACCCACGGAAAAGGCUGCUCAACCCAGACAGCAGAGAUGGGAUCAGGGGCCAAGGACUGCACCUACUGCGAAUCAGAAUUCAAUGCUUAGCACUGGAAUGGAACGGGACCCGACUAUGCGCAACAGACAGCAGCCAGACGGAAGUGCACUUCGAAGCCUAUUCAUGCGGCAAAGAGCCACUUCGACAGGCUGUGAAAGUCUUGGUGACACUUUCAGCACAGCCCAGCAGAGCUCCCAGGCUCCAAAGAGGAGCGUUGCCCAAGUUAACAGCCAGCAAGGCAUUUCACGAGACAUUCCUUCAAAUCAAAACUCUACGCAAGGACAGCAGGCACACUCAGCUGCUGGCAGACCUCAACAGGCGCGUCAACUACAUUUUCAGCUAAGGGAACCUCCACCACUCAUGUACGCAGGGCCACAUCAACAUACUGUGCAGAAUGAAGGGGCAUGCACACAGCAGAGUAUCAUGAAUUCAAGGCAGCGCGAAGAGCUUGCAAAGCAGUUCGCUUGGCUGAAUGCCCAUGGCCUUCCAGGAAACUUGCAGGGCCCUUCAGGCCCUGCGUACAGCAGUGCCAGGCAGUUUUGCAAGGCUCCUGACUGCAUUAGAACAGGACAGCCAUGUAGUCAUGCUUCAAGACGUGUUCAUGCACAGGGCUAUGCACCACAGCCAGAGCCACGGCAAGGAACAAGCAACACACACACGCAACCCCAAGAGCGUGACCUACGUUUGCAGCAGCAGCAUGUGCAAGGACAACAGUACGCGGCCAACACUGAUGCGUCAAAUCCCCUACCUGCACCGUCGGCAAGUUAUGGUUCCCAAAUCACCCCCAUGGACGCUGCUCUGAUUCAAGCGGAGAGUGAAGUACUCAGUCAGCUAAAGAUACAUCAGUAUCUCAAGCUGCUUACGCACAAAAUUGAAGCUGGACAAGUAGCUCCUGCUCCUGGCCAGCAGCCAGGAUGCUACAAGGCACCUGAACGAAGGCAGCUGUCCGAAAGAGAAAAGCACUUACAGCAGCAAAUAAAUGUUGCUUUAAACGCAUUCACGAAAGGUGCUGCCCAGAACGCCCAACAGUGGCAGCUUCGAGCCUACCAGUCCUUCCAGCAGCCACCGCAGUACCCCACUGCACAGCACUCAUAUGAGUCUUCAGCACAGCCAAGAGCCGACAUGAACAACAGCAGUGCAAGAAUUUCCGAAGAAAGCGUUUCAUUAGAAUGUCCCGCAGGAUUUGUGCGUCCGUGGGCUGAUAAGCCGAAAUGGCCUGAACCUUACGCAGCAUGUCAGGACGCGCUACAGAGGUGGAAGAAUAGACAGUAUGAAGGGGAGCCUAAAACAAAGGUGCCAAGGGAUGCUGUGGAACAAACUGUAGACGAGUACAGAGCAGCUUCUAAUGUCCGUCCUCAGCAGAUAAUGGAGGCACAAGACCACGUGUUAAUGCGCCAAGUUUCUGCGCCGGAGCAAAAUCGAAACAUAGCACAGUCUGAUAUCUCUCAUCAUGUGCCAGUGCACCAUACUGCUGUGCCAGGGCCAAGUCAGAACAUUAUGGCACGAUACGAUGCCUCCGGUCAGGCACCAGCGGGGCAAGAAGUUUCUGUGUCACAGCAAAGUGGGAACUUUGUGGCAUCAUCUGGUGUCUCUGGCGGGAACUAUAGAGAACGAAGAACGUCAAUAUGGCAUCCACUGAACACCAUUCUCCAACUUUCUGCGGGUGCUGAAGCUUCCCGUGGCCAUCUUGCAAAGAAUCGCGCUGCCAGUUCUACUACACUGCCAAGCCAGCAGAUCCCAAGGGAAGGCUUCGUGUUCCAGCGUGUACCAGGACAACCCUCAAAUUCUGUGCAAGGCACAUUGCCACAGUGACUGCCUCUGAGACAGUAGGGCAUUGUGUUGGGCAUUAAGUGCAAUGAGGGAUAAGUAAACAGUACUUUAGCACUGGCAGUUAUUCUCAGCUGCCACUGCAUACCUCUUGGCAAUUGGUGUUUACACAGGAUGUAUGUCUGUGAUACCAGUGAUCAAGGCUCUCUGAAGAAAUGCAGGAGGGCUGCAUUUGAACUAAAGUGCUCAAAGGUUGUAACACUUGUUUUGAUUUCGUGUGUUCGUCAAAGUGACAUGACAUUUGCAUUUUUAAGCCGUCAUUCAUCUGAGUGUAUACUGUGCAUUUGUUUAAGUUAUUUGCACCCAGAGGUCAGUGGUGCCAGACUUUUAUAGUACUCGCUUCUGUCACUUCGUUUCACCAUUAAGAAAGACUUGUACAAAGUAUAAUCUUUAUAUCAGCUCGCUGCCAAAUACAAAUUGUUCAAUUUAAGUUUUUUGUGUGUUCCUAUCUGAGACCCUUUUUUUGUAUGUUUGAUUUGAAGUUCUUUGUAUCACGUUAAUUGAAUUACUGUAAUCUUAUACAGAAGUUGUCUUUGAGUGUUAAAGUAAACGCUUAUGUAGGACCUAAAGAUGAGAUAGUGUGCCACAUUUUUAAAGAUUCAAAUGUGUCUUUCAGUCUGUGAAAGGACCAAACAUGCUGGUGGGAAUGAAACAUGCAGAAACAUUUCUUCAUCACUCUUUUUAAAUAAAUUGUGAAUGGUGAGUGAUUUGACCGUGGCACAUAAUGUUUGUUUGCCAUAGGAGUAACAGAGUUGUGCGCAAGCAAAAGGGAAUAGAGCACCGAUCGUUCAGCACUUGUUGCUUGUAGAUGAUGUGUCGCUUGCAGAUUGUAUUGUAACUGUACUGAUGAGGUGGGUAAUACUGAAAAUGCCACACAGAAUGGCUACAGGGAUGAACCUUUUCUCCUAGAAACGACGCACACCAUGCAGAGCUUUCGAAAGGGCCCGAAUUUGCUGUAUUGAGAUUUAUGCUGCACUUCAAGUUCUCAUGCUUUUACGAUUUGCACAAUCUUUCAUAUUCAUAUUAACAAACGAACUGGAGAUGCAGCAAGAACAUUGAGAAGUUCUUGCUGCAUCUCCACUUCGUUUGUGCAUUUGAAGUUUCAACCCUUUUGGAUUGUAAGUAAAUUUCACAUUGCAGUUCAGGUGUCAUAAGGAUGCCGUGACAGAGUGAGCAAAGUUAAUGAGGAAUGCAAGAACAGGCAUGAAAGAAAUAUAGCAAUUCCGGCCAGUCAAUUUGCCUUUUCUUUUUCUUUUUUUCGAAAGGUGCCGAAAUGGGGUGUGCAUAUGUAGUGAACUUGGCUACAUUUGAAUAUUCACUGCCACUUGAAUCAAACUGUUGAAGGCCACAUUUCCGUUGCCAUGUCCACCAAGUGUUGGAGCAGGAAAAGGUUCUGCAGGAUUGAUCACACUUCAGAAAUUUUUGAAGAUGUGUAUACUUUUUUGUGUGUCUUAAGUGUCAUUUGCGUUCAGCUCAGGGAGUGGCUAAGGUUUGGGCCUUUGUGCAAUAGGCAUUUAUAUUAGUUUAUUUUAUAUCGCCCCCUAGUUAAUCUUGAAGCGUGCAUAUUUUUGUUCUGUGACGAAUGUCCAUAUUGUUCUUGCCAGAGAUACUCAUCAUAUAUGUUUUGCUACCUUCUUUGUCCUCAUAGCUCAGUGGACAUCAAGCAAUACAAGUUUGUUAUCAUAUGGAUGUACCUGUUUUCUGGAAAUACACUGGUUAUUUCAGUUUGCAAAAUUUUAGUGCUUGUUGUUUUCGUGAUUCAUGAUUCUAUAUAGAUUACUGUGUCAGUCUGUGUUCUCAAUUUUCAUGAUGUGGCAGGACAAUGUGUCCACGUAGCCUCUUGGUGUUAAAGCUGCUUCAAGAUG